Rotaria socialis is the source of this 1413-nucleotide messenger RNA. The record is from the annotation of a GenBank genome assembly. Lineage: Eukaryota; Metazoa; Rotifera; Eurotatoria; Philodinida; Philodinidae.
AUGUCUUGGGUACUGUUUUUCUCAAUUACUUUUAUUACUAAAGUACAUACCAUUGAUUUAUAUUCUCCAUGGAUAAUCUCCGCUGGUCCAACCUUCAAUGCCUACAAGUACAACGUCCUUCAACAUCUUACCAGCAUUUCACCUUAUUUUGAAUCUAUCUCUGACGGACUAAACCCUGAUCCUCCUCAAGGUUGCAAAGUCAAUAAAGCUGUCUAUCUCGUGCGCCAUGGUUCCAUUUACGUAAACGACAAUGAUUACUUCUUGACUAUUGAACCAUUUUUGCAACGUCUCAAGAACUCGUCUUAUUACGUUGACUUUUCCAAUUCGACAGAGUUAGCUUUCUUAACUCACUGGACCUCAUACAUAUUGAACAGCAAAGAACAAAUAGAAAAGCUUGCCAAACUCGGGUUUGUCGAAUCAUUUAAUUUUGGUGCUCGCCUCGCACAUCGAUAUCCACAUUUAUUACCUGUAAAAAAGGAUGCGUCUUUCAAAGUCUGGGGAUCAAGUGCGAAUAGAACAUUGCGCAGUGCCGAGGCUCUCUUUGCUGGACUUUAUGCUGGCCAUGAAACGAUCGGUAAUGUAGUUAGUAUAUUAGAAGGCAGAGAUCAAGGAGCCAAUACACUGACACCGAGGAGAACCUGUCCAAUAUUUAAUACUUCACAUGCUUUUAAACUAUCUGAUGAAUGGCUAAAAUAUUACACAGUACCAAUUAUAGCGCGACUGAACGCUAAAGGAUCGGGAUUUCAAUUUACACCAAAAGAUGUGUUAGCGAUGCAAGAACUGUGUGGAUAUGAAACGAUCAUUCGAGGUUCAUCAGCAUUCUGUGAAAUUUUUACUUCCGAAGAAUGGUUAUCUUUUGAAUACUAUGAAGAUAUCAAGUACUACUAUGAGCUGGGUUACGGAAAUACUAAAUCAGUUAGCCUCGGUAUGCCUUGGGUCGUUGCAACAGGAAAUCUUCUUAAUCAAACAGAUGUCAAUGAUCAACAUCUAUAUAUUAGCAUCGUUCAUCGACAAAUGCCACCCUUUGUUGUGACAGCAUUGGGUUUAUACAAUGAUUCUGAGUACACUAGCCCAACAAAUAUAAAUCAUACGCUUCCACUCAACGAAAUUAAUAAUCGACGAGCAUGGAAAACGAGCCGUUUCUUGACAUUUAUGGGCAACAUUGCAUUGGAACGACUUGAUUGUGCAUCUGCUGCGUACACUGGAUCAUUUGUGAGAGUUCUUGUGAAUUCAGCACCAGAGCCUCUACCAGGAUGUAGAAGUGGUCCGAGUUUUAGUUGUCCCUUAAAACAGUACAUGGAUUAUGUCAAGCGCCGCAGUGACUCAUACGAAGCUUUUACGAAAGCUUGCGGAUUAGAAAACAGAAAUGCUGCUGAAACGUUGAGUUUUUUUGUGAACGAAAAAGUUGUUUAG